AGUGGCUUGCUGUUCUUCGGAGAGGUCGCACGCUCGUUGUCUCUCAAACUACUACGAGAACUAGAGUUAAAAAUAUUCAGUAUGCUUUAAAGAAGUGAUAAUGUUAAGAUGUGACGUUAAAAAUUAGUGAUUAUAAACCAAAAACAAAAUGGCGUCCAGUACCGUGUUUAGAUUUCUGAUACUACUCGCUGCGCUGGUGUGGAUACUGUCCGCUGAGAACCCUAAGAGGAGAAGACGUGAGCCGUGGACCAAUGGAAGCUGGUUCAACAUGGGCUUACUCGAAUUCGAAGAGUGGACGAAUCAGACGGAUCUUUUCUCUGACAAGUCCAGAAUGUGUGCUAAGCUACGAGGCCUGACUCCUGGACAAAGGCGAGUGUGCAGGCGUCAUAAGGACCACAUGCCAGCUGUUGGAGCGGGGGUGAAGCAAGGUAUUAGGGAAUGUCAACAUCAAUUCCAGAAUCGAAGGUGGAAUUGUACUGUGACGGAAGAUGAAACUGUUUUCGGACCUUUGACAUUAAUUGCGUCAAGGGAAACUGCAUUCACUCACGCCAUCACCGCAGCGGGAGUAUCGCUUGCUAUAUCCCGUGCCUGUCGAGAUGGUCGGCUUUCGUCAUGUGGGUGCAGCCGAGCGGCGAGGCCCCGGCACUUACACAGCGACUGGGUGUGGGGAGGUUGCGGGGAUAACCUCGAGUAUGGUUACAAGUUCACCGAAGGCUUUGUGGACAUACGAGAGCGGGAACGUAAAGUAAAACGAGGUAGUCGGGAGCAAGGCAGGCAGCUGAUGAACCGGCAUAAUAACGAAGCUGGCAGGAGAGCGGUCAUAAAGAAGUCGCAGGUCACGUGCAAAUGCCACGGUGUGUCUGGAUCCUGUAGUCUCAUCACCUGCUGGCAGCAACUAGCCUCAUUCAGGGAAAUCGGAGACUACUUGCGUGAUAAAUACGAAGGCGCGACUGAGGUAAAGGUGUCGAGGCGCGGCAAGCUUCGCCUGAGCAACCCUAACUACAGCCUGCCCACUGCGCAGGAUCUCGUCUACUUGGAGGACUCGCCUAAUUAUUGCGUACGGAACGAAUCUAUGGGAUCCCUAGGGACAACAGGUAGGGAGUGCAACAGGACCUCAGCUGGUAUAGACGGAUGCGCGGUCAUGUGUUGCGGACGAGGCUACAACACCAAGAAGAUCGUGGUCAAGGAGCACUGCCAGUGCAAAUUCCACUGGUGCUGCAGAGUCGAUUGCAAUACUUGUGUUAAAACUAUAGAAGUGUACACUUGUAAAUAAUUAACAUUCGCCGAUUGACAUUAGAUUUCAUAAGGUCUGUUUUACAAGUUUCUGAUAUUUUUUUGAAGUAAAACUUCUUUAAGCACGCUUGACUUAGCGAGUAAGCCGGUGAAUGCGUGACGAGAUACGAAAAGGGUGAUCGGGUGACGGAGCAAGAGAGACGUGUGAGCAGAUAUUUUCUUUCUCUCAUAUAAACCAGUUACGUUUCGUAUAUCUAAGACACAGUGCAAGCUUAUUACUAAAGG
Molecule: messenger RNA, 1518 nt
Organism: Melitaea cinxia (Glanville fritillary)
Lineage: Eukaryota; Metazoa; Arthropoda; Insecta; Lepidoptera; Nymphalidae
Product: protein Wnt-5b-like
Exons: 8
Coding region: 149-1273 (374 amino acids)
Biological process (GO): cell fate commitment; canonical Wnt signaling pathway; multicellular organism development
Cellular component (GO): extracellular region
Molecular function (GO): frizzled binding; cytokine activity
Source: RefSeq, a predicted model, not a curated record